Molecule: messenger RNA, 1977 nt
Organism: Clarias gariepinus (North African catfish)
Lineage: Eukaryota; Metazoa; Chordata; Actinopteri; Siluriformes; Clariidae
Gene: ogfod1
Product: 2-oxoglutarate and iron-dependent oxygenase domain containing 1
Exons: 14
Coding region: 191-1825 (544 amino acids)
Biological process (GO): regulation of translational termination; peptidyl-proline hydroxylation
Cellular component (GO): cytoplasm
Molecular function (GO): iron ion binding; peptidyl-proline dioxygenase activity; L-ascorbic acid binding
Source: RefSeq, a predicted model, not a curated record
UCCGGGUGAACAGGAAGGCUGCAGUAACUCUGUACCACCGUGGUGAUCUGAAAAGCAUCUCGGCACACAAAACAUCAAAAUUUCUCUUGUCAUCCAGAAACAUUCCUGUCUGUGCUGUUAAGGAGAAACGCUUGGCGCGAGCGCUCCGAUUACGUCAUAUCCACGCGACGGACUCGCCUCAGAGGCUAACAUGUCUGCUAAACGGCGCUCGAGCGCCACAAGUCAGGGGAAAAGCGCUAAAAAGAAUAAAGCAGGUGACGUCACCGCGAUCAACCCGGAGCUGCAGGACGGAGCGAUUCGGAGCGGAGUGAGAGAAGCCUGGAGGAGCAAGACGAGUUUCUCUCAGGGUGGCGUGCAGUUGGAUUGCGAGCCGUUCCCACACUGUGCGAUCAGGAACUUCAUUCAGAGCGAGAGCUUCGUGGAGAACCUGAGAGAUGAGCUCCUGCGGCUCCGCUUUCACAGCAAAUCCAACGACCUGUACAAGUUCCAGCAGUCUGACGAUCUGAAGAAGAGGAACGAGCAUCACAUCUCUGAGAUCAGAUCACUUCUCAUCCUGCAGUUCCGACCCUGGCUGUCGGAGGUGUUGGGAGUGGACUUGGAGCCGACAGUGGAUAUUUUCUGCGCUAAAUACGAGCAAACAGACGUCCUGCUGUGUCACGAUGAUGAGCUCGAGGGCCGGAGAGUCGCUUUUAUCUUUUACCUGCUGCCUCCCUGGAACCCGAGUGAUGGAGGAGCGCUAGAUCUGUACAGCACAGACGAACACUGUGAGCCAGUGAGUGUAGUGAAGUCUCUGCUGCCCUGCUGGAACACCUUGUUGUUUUUUGAAGUCUCUCCUGUUUCCUUCCAUCAGGUAUCUGAGGUUCUGACGGAUGAGAAGUGCCGCUUGUCUCUGGGCGGGUGGUUCCACGGUCCGUCCCUGCCGAGACCCCGGCGCUGGGCAGAACCCGCAGUUCCACGUCUCACACACGUGCUUGGAGACGAGUCAGCAUUAUUUGAGUGGGUGAAUGAGAUGUACAUGGAUCCUCUGUAUCAGGCUCAGGUGCAGCAGGAGUUCGAGGAAACUUCAGAAAUCCGCUUGCCGAACUUCCUGCAGGAGGAGAAGUAUCAGCAGGUGGUGGAGGCGUUACGCUCGGCUGAAGUCCAGUGGGAGCGGAGGGGACCGCCCAAUAAGAGGUGUUAUGCCCGAGCACAGCAGCAGAAUUUGCCCUCAUGUGUGAAGGAAUGCUGGGAUUUGCUUUCGUCUGAGGCGUUCUUCCUCCUGCUGUCCAACAUGACGGGGCUGAAGCUGCACGCCCUCGCUGCUGGGGACGAUGAGAGCGACACCGAGGAGCAGGACGGUCAGAGCGAGGGGCGGGACGGUCAGAGCGAGGGGCGGGACGGUCAGAGCGAGGGGCGGGGUGGACAGAGCAACACAGACGAGAGAGGGGACGAGAGAAAUGAACCAGAUGUUCAGGGCCCCAGCAGCAGUUCUUCAUCACUGGAGACAAAACCCAAAGGUCCCCCUGUGUGUGUUGGUGAGCUCCGGCGUUGGUCUCACGGUGAUUACACGCUGCUACACGACUCUGUACAUCGAGAGUUCGCCCUGGACCUGCUGCUCCAUGUGGGCUGUACAGACUGGAAGGCGGAGUUUGGCGGAUUCACUUCGUACAUUGCGCACGAUGAAGAUGAGGAGCUCCUGACUGUGUACCCUGAGGAGAACUCGCUGGCGUUGGUGUACAGAGACAAAGAGACUCUCAAAUUCGUCAAACACAUCAAUCACAUCAGUGCUGCUCAGGGACGCGAGCUCACACACUUCUACGAUUUCUCUUUCACCUACUACGAAUAAACAUACACACACACACUGACAUACACAUCAGAGACUUUUAUUAACACAUUAUGCAACGACAAAGGCACUUUAAUAAGUGCAAAAGUUUGCACCCCCUCAGGUGAAUACCCCCCCCAUGUGCGUCUGUUAUACAGUAAAUACACAAUAAUAAA